GUGACUCAACUCGAAAGUAAAACUGGAUGGUAUGCUAAAUUAGAUUCUAAUAACGCCCCGCCUGAAUACUUCUCUCGGAUUUACGUUCGUGUAAGUAGUUUUUCUCGAAAUUAUUUGACUACUACAGAAGGAUAAUUACUUUUUUACUACAGUAAUUACUUUACUAGCCUACUAGCAAAAUAAUUGCAAAUUCACCCAUUGCCGCGUAGUUGAUAGCUCAAAGGUGCGUCUCGAAAGUUGGAGUAAACGAAGCCGAAGGUUUGACUCCAGUUCUUAACAGAAACAAAAGUGAAAGUGAACAAGCACAUUAAAACAUAGGCUACACAGAAUAUGCUCGCUAGUUAGCUACAGCGAUGGCAGACGCGUAUUUGUUUCCUUUGCUCGUCGAGCUAGAGAGUAACCAAAAUGUCUUAAAACUCAAAAACAAGUUGGUGAAAUAUUUUCAAAGUAAGAAGGCUAACGGGGAUGACUGUCAAGUGGAAUGCGGAGCAGACAAAAGCACCGUAGUGCGCUUUAAAACUGAGGAUGCCAGGCAGAAAGUUGUCAGUAAACAGGUGCACGAAAUCAUUUUGGAUCAAGAACGGAUAAAACUGACUGUUCGAUUACCAAAAGAGGUCUCAAGUGCAAAUGAAGCAUCGGCUGACCCUCUCGCAGACAACACAUGUGUUAGGGAGCCAGUGGACAGCCUUCUCAUGCCAACAUAUAAACGGAAGGCAGAAACCGACACACCACAGCCGGAAGUGUUAGGCUUCAAAAAGAAAGCUAUAGUUGUUGCCAACCAAUUAAGCUACAAGGUUCCGGAGGAGGAGGAAAAGGAGGAUGAGGAAAAGGAGGAGCAAGGCUCUACCUCGUCUGUGCUUGGGAACGUGAAGGAGAACCAGGAGUUCCUGGAGAUGCUGGUGGAGAACAUCCUCAGUAGUCUGGGAUCUGGUUCUGACUCCCCUUCGGCAUCAGAAACCUUCAGUCUGGAGAUUCUGCCUGACACUGCCAUGGCUGUGGUGACUUUCCAAAGUGUUCAAGAGAGCAAUAAUUUCGUCUCAAACUGCAUCGCAAACAGAGUGUUCAAAAAAAAUAAGUUGACAGUCAGGCCUCUGGAAGUCACAACUAAAGCCAUUUUGGAGGACGUUCCCCCAAAUGUCAGUUCAGACCACCUCCUCCUGUACUUUGAAAAAGAAGGCGAGGAUGUGCAAGAUGUUUCAGUAAAUGAAGAGGAGCAAACUGCCAUCAUCAACUUUCAGGAUCCUAGAGCUGUUGGCAGAAUAAUUAAGAGGAAACAUCAAAUUCACAACCAACCAGUAAUGGGUUUCCCAUUCUAUGAAUCCCUGGGAAUGGCGCUAUAUGGUAAAAACAGACCCUCUUUAAAACUCCCGCCAGCCCACAGUGAGAACAUCGAUCAAGACGUUUGGAAAUACCUCUGUGAUACUCGGGAAGCUGCAGACUCCAUCCACCAUGACCUCGCCCAGCAUUUCUGUAAGGUGGACCUCCAACAACCAACUGUCAAGUUGAGCCCGCUGCCUGAACUCCUUAAACAGAAGGGGAUCAAAGCCAAGGAUCUCCAGGAGUGGAAGGGCACUGUGCAGACAGCUUUCCUUCAAGCAUUGGCUAAAUACAAACUGUUGAAGCUCCUUGUCCAGGCUGCAGCCUGGGAAGAAGCUGAGCGAGAGAUCAAACACACAGUGUCGGGGGCAGAAGUAGUGGUGGUCCCUGACAAGGCCCAGGGUGUCAUCACAGUGGUCGGCCUUGUAGAAGAAGUGAACAGACUAAAACCGACACUGAAUGAGAUAUUGGAUAAUAUAGACAAAAGAAUACAAAGGGAGAAAUCUAGCAUCAAACAAGAUGUCAAUUUGUGUCCGUCUAUCUAUCAAAUCCUGUUAAAAGAUGGCCUAAAUGACAAGCUGGCGAUUGAAUACCCAGAGCUGAAAAUGACAUACGAUGGCAAUAAAGGGUUUGUCACCUUUUACGGCCUGCAGCAGGAAGUGUUGGACGGCAAAAAAAAGGUUUUAGACAGAGUUGUGGCAUUGAAACGGAAGACUCUGGAAUGGGACGACUACAUGGUUGAGUUUCUGCAGGGUGAAGACCAAGAAAAGCUCACAGACUCUCUUCUGAUUUCAAAGGGAAUUCACGCAGCUCUAGAGAUUGACAACCGUCUGCAGUUACUUGCUUUAUCAGAGGAAUCAUUGAGUGAAGCAGAAGAUCAUCUUAACAGGCUUCUGUUGUCCGAGUACAUAGAUAUUGAAGACUGCAAUGUCCUGGAGAUGUCAGAGUGGCAGGAUCUGGUUUCACGCAUGGAACACACCUCCAACAUGUCCUUUAGAAAAGUCAGGAUCCAGACUACUGGGGACGAUCAGAGAGUAGUGGUAUCAGGAUACAAAGACAGUGUUUUAUCAGUACGGAAUGACCUAAAUGACUUUAUGCACCAAAAUGCUGAAGUUGAAGAAACUCUUGAGGUCAAGCGAGAGGCCAUAAUCAAAUUCAUUCAGAACCAUCACCGAAAUGCCUGGUCUGAUUUGGCUAGCGAUAAAGUGAAUGUAACUUUCAGGAAAGAGAAAGUUGUCUUAAACGGUGCCAGGGUUCAUGUCACAUCUUGCAAAUCUGGAUUUGAAGACUUGAUAUCAUCCACAUGCUUUAGUGUGUUGACAGUGUCCAAGCCUGGAGCAAAGAAGUUAUUCCAGGAUGAAGGUGCCAUGUAUGUGUCCACAGUUAUGGGCCAGACAGGCUGUUUGGUACAGCUAGUUGAGGGGAGCCACGAUACCGGACAAGAUUCGGCACUUGGAGGUGCUUCAAAGCCAAUCUACCAAGUUACAACAUCAGACGGGGUAGAAAUUGCCGUUUCUAAGGCCGAUGUAUGCAGCUAUGCCGUGCAUGCGGUCGUCAAUGCAGCAAAUGUAGACCUACAGCAUAGUGGAGGUUUAGCCGGGGCGCUCCUGGAUGCCGCUGGACCUCGUCUGCAGGACGAAUGUGACCAGAUCAUCAACCGCAAGGGGAAACUGAAGCCAGGAGACUGUGUCCUCACGGGCGCGGGAGGUCGGCUCCGUUGUAAAAGUAUCAUCCACGCAGUGGGACCCCGGUAUGAUCACGCAAACCCCCAGAAGGCUGAGGGGCAGUUGAGGAGAGCGGUGAAAGGGAGCCUGGAUUUAGCGGAGACUAACAACUGCCUCUCUGUGGCUCUGCCAGCUAUCAGCUCUGGGAACCUCGGCUUUCCCCUGAGCUUGUGUACCCAAACUAUAGCAAGAGCUAUCAAGGAUUACUGUGACGACAAGUUUGGUGAGAACACCUUGAAGAAGAUCCAUUUGGUGGACAACGAUGACAGGACGGUUGAGGCCAUGGAGGCAGCAGUGAGGAAGGAGUUUGGUGACCACGGAACAAGCCACGCUCAGCUGAGCCCUCUGACCAGCGCCACACCAACCCAGCAUGUCCCUAUGGUCCUCAGUACAAAGAACUCAGACAGAGUGAAAACCAGAGAAGGGCUUUCCAUCGUGUUAAUGAGAGGAAACAUUCAAGAUGCUUCGACUGAGGCACUUGUGAACACGGUGGGUGAAGACUUAGUUCUUAACAGCGGCGCAGUCUCAAAGGCCAUCUUGAGUGUGGCUGGACCUGAACUCCAGGCCCUGGUCGACCAGCAAGCUGUCAGAGGUAACUGCGGGGACAUCAUUGUCACCAGCGGUGGCAACCUCAAGUGCAAGGUUGUGUUUCACACCAUCGCCCCUAACUGGGACAAUGGAGGAGCAGUGGCUCAAAAGAUGUUGAGUAGGAUUGUGAAGGAAUGCCUGGAUAAGGCAGAGCAUCAGCGACUCAGCUCCAUAACGUUCCCUGCAGUGGGAACGGGGAACCUGGGCUUCCCCAAAGACCUCGUGGCUUCUCUUAUGCUAAACAAAGUCCUCAAGUUCAGCAGUAAGAAGAACCCAAAGCACCUGAAGGAGGUGGUGUUCGUUCUCCACCCAAGUGAUCCGCAGACUAUCCAGGCUUUCAAUGAUGAAUUUACCAAGAAGUUCACAACCCAGUCUGCUUUCUCUGGGGCAACCACAGCUGCAGCCACAGCAACACCUAAAGGCUUUUUUUCCAAGGUCACGUCAAGUUCAGGGGUGCAUGAGACAACCAUGUCAGGCGUGGUUAUACAGGUUGUCACGGGAGACAUCACCAAGGAGACCACUGAUGUCAUUGUUAACUCCUCCAAUCAGGACUUCAGCCUCAAGUCAGGGGUAUCAAAGGCCAUUCUGGAUGCAGCUGGGCAGACUGUGGAAGCAGAAUGUCAGCUACUGGGAGCCCAACCUAACGCAGGAAUGAUAAUGACCCAGCCUGGCAACCUGCAGGCAAAGAAGAUCAUCCACCUGAUUGGCCAGACAGCUCCACAGAAAAUCUUCAAGGCUGUGAAGGAGGCACUCCUUAUGUGCGCUGUAAACAACUACACUUCCAUCUCCAUCCCUGCUCUAGGAACAGGCCGAGGCCAGGUUCAGGCGGGCCAGGUGGCAGAUGCCAUGUUGGAUGCUGUUGUAGACGUGAUCAACCAGAAGUCUCAUAACAAUCUGACGCUGGUCAGAAUCGUGGUGUUUCAAACUGCUAUGGUCAAAGAUUUCCUCAGCAGUAUGCAAAAUAAAGAAGGAACAGAGGACAUUGCUGAAGAAAAGGACACAGUCUGGGGGAAAAUCAAAUCAUUUUUCGGCUUGACUGGCACUCAAAAGCCCCAAAAGGACAAAGACUUUGUCAUUGAGGGCAAGCAGGCAGACCCGGCCUGCUUCCACAUCUGCGGAGACUCCCUGACCAGAGUGGACCAUGCCAAGCAGCUGAUCAGUGACCUGAUAACCAAUCAGCAGUUCUCCAACAGCAUCAAAGACAACGCCAUCCUCAGCCUCUCCGAUCCGGACCGCCAGCGCAUCAGAGACAUGGAGGCCACUAUGGACGUGAGCGUCACGCUGGAGUACGCCUCGUCCCAGGCCGUCAUCACCGUGGAGGGCAUGAGCAAAGACGUGUCAAAAACCACCAACGAGAUCCACGAGAUGCUGAGGAGAGCACGCGAGCAGGAGGCCUUUAAUAAGAACGUGGAAAUGAUCGGUAGUAUGACCGAGUGGCAGCACCAGCAGCAAGGAGGACCGUUUGUGAACUUUGACCCCGUCUCGAACUUCCAUCUAGAGGAUGGGUUUCAAAAGAAGCGUGCUUAUGUGGAGGUCAACCUUCAGGGUCAGAUUUACAAGGUUCUCCUGCCGGAUGGACCUGGGACCGAUGCACAGGGGAACACUCUGCAAAUCAGACGCAUCGACAAGCUAGCAGGCCAAAAGGAUAAUCUCCCCCCCCAUUGGGAUGCCAUGCCAGCCAACACGUCAUGCCUGUCCUGCCCCAUCCAGCCAGGCAGCACAGAGUACAACACCGUUCAAGGCCUGUUCAAGGCCACCUGCCCAAGGAACAUAAUAAAGAUUGAGAGGAUCCAGAACUCGACCCUUUGGAAGAGUCUUCAGAUCAAGAAACAGGGGAUGGAGAAGAGGAACGGGCACCAGAACAACGAGAAGCAGCUCUUCCACGGAGCCUGCUACCAGUCCAUCGACCACAUCACACACAACGGCUUCAACCGGAGCUACGCUGGGAAAAACGCUGCAGCCUAUGGAAACGGCACCUACUUUGCAGUGGAGGCUAGAUACUCUGCUAGCGACACUUACUCCAGACCAGACCCCCAAGGCCAGAAGUUCAUGUUCCUCUGCUGCGUCCUGACUGGCGACUUCACCAGAGGACAACAUGGCAUGAUCGUGCCGCCGAGUAAAGGCAACACCAACGCUCAACUUUACGACAGCGUGACAGACAAUCCCGCUAGACCCUCCAUGUUUGUAAUCUUCCACGAUUGCCAGGCCUAUCCUGAGUAUCUAAUCACGUUCAAUUAGACACUGCUUACUGUAAAAUAAUGCUGCCAUCAAACCUAUGCCUUUUGAUCAUAGUUUCUCAAACUUUUAUAAUUUGUUGCAGGGAAACGUGCCUUUACAUGUGACUGUUGUCACUUUUACAAUAAACGCCAAACACAUCCUCUGAACAGUGUUUACGCUGAUGUUCAUUUGCAUGCUUAACUUUUAAGUGUGAUUUUCAUUUGAGGACUUUUAAGAAAACGUUUCAUCCCUCAAUUUCUUAAUGUUGAAAACUGAUUUAAUCUUCAGGUAAACGGCAUUGUAUUUGGAAUUACAUUUCUGGCCUUUCAGUUUUCAAAUUGAGGUUUUUGUAGUAAGUGUGUAGGCUUUGGCGUGGAGUGAACGCAUACCAUGUGAUAACAUUAUGAAUCUGUUUGGGUAAUGAGAGAUUCCAGGAAAUACUGCCUGAAGUGCCUUGUGUUCAAUCGUGUGAUGCCAUUGAAUGUAUGCUUAUUGCUUACUACGUCAACUCUAGCAUUGUCACCUGAAAACUGAAGAACCACAAGUAUUUAGAUAUGGUACAUAUAUCUAAAUGUGACAAAACUGAAAUGCAAUUACAUUAGGCCUACACAACUUACUGUUAUUAAAUACAUGGUAGCUUCUCUGAAAGAGAUUUCAUUAGGCGCAGAUCUGUUAUCAAUAGAGUAGUAGUUUGCGGGGUAGUGGCUCCCUCUACAGUUUGAAGCUCGUAAUUGCACGCAUGUUUAGAAAUUUGGGGCCUGUUUUAUGUUCAACAUUUAUGCAAAUGUUACCUUUUUGGGUUUAUAAAUGUGUAUUUCAUCUGUGUUAAGAUAUGCAUUAAAGAAUUCAGCACUUUAA
Hypomesus transpacificus is the source of this 6704-nucleotide messenger RNA. RefSeq names its product poly(ADP-ribose) polymerase family member 14-related sequence 1 (gene parp14rs1). NCBI's taxonomy places the organism in Eukaryota, Metazoa, Chordata, Actinopteri, Osmeriformes, Osmeridae. Gene Ontology annotation, biological process: negative regulation of gene expression. The transcript has 18 exons. Gene Ontology annotation, molecular function: NAD+ poly-ADP-ribosyltransferase activity; transcription corepressor activity. Gene Ontology annotation, cellular component: cytoplasm; nucleus. Bases 354 to 5867 code for a protein of 1837 amino acids. The record is from RefSeq and is a predicted model, not a curated record.